Messenger RNA from Pelagomonas calceolata, 3396 nucleotides. NCBI's taxonomy places the organism in Eukaryota, Pelagophyceae, Pelagomonadales, Pelagomonadaceae. The record is from the annotation of a GenBank genome assembly.
AUGGCCUCACUCCUCGUCCCCGGCGCCGGCUGGGCCAACGAGCCGCCCUGCUGCCGCGACUGCGGCGAAAUCCACGUGACCGAGGGCGACUUCGGCGGCCUGUGCCCGACGACGGCGCCCAAGGGCCCGCCGCCCCUCGGCCUCGAGCGCCUCGGCCAGCCGCACAAAGCAUUAUGUGAUGAUCGGUCGUUCCGCCUCGCGAAACUUGCGAACGGCAUCCGCGGCGUCUUGGUGCGGGACACGUCGACGGACAAAGCUGCCGCGGCAUUAUGCGUCGGCGUCGGCGCCUACGCCGAUACCGAUAUCGCGGGCCUCGCCCACUUCCUCGAGCACAUGCUGUUCCAGGGCACGGAGACGUACCGGGAAGACAACGCUUACAAGCAAUUUGUGGCAAGGCACGCGGGGUCGACGAACGCGUCGACGAGCGGCGAGCAGACGUGUUUUCAAUUUGACGUUGUGGAUGAGGCCUUUGGAGGCGCCUUGGACCGCUUCGCGCGCUUCUUUCGCGAGCCCCUGCUGCUGGAAUCGUGCGUGGAUCGGGAGAUGCACGCCGUCGACGCCGAGCACUCCAAGAACCUCAAUGACGACGGGCGGCGGGCGUACCAGGUCUUGAGGAAAUCCGCAAAUCAAAACCACCCCUUCUCGAACUUCUCCACGGGCUGCCUCGAGACGCUGCAGGUGCCCCGGAUCCGCGAGCGGCUCCUGUCGUUCUGGCGCGACCGCUACGACCCGGAAAACAUGACCGUGUGCCUCGUCUCGUCGCGGAGCCUCGACGACCUCGAAUUAUUGCUAGCGGAGCACUUCUCGGGCAUCCGGAGAGCGCCCGACGCCCUGCGAAGAGGCGCCUCCACCAUUGUUCGCGGCGACGGGCGUCGUCCACGAGCGCAAGCCCGUGCGCGACUUGCGGGAGCUGAGGAUCAUGUGGCCGCUGCCGUUUGGGUUGAGGGACGACUAUCGGAAUGGUGCCGAGCACAUCGUAGGUCACGCGCUGGGCCACGAGGGCCCUCGGUCCUUGCUCGCAAAGCUCAAGAGCAGAGGUCUCGCUCACGCUUUAAGUUUUGGCGUCGGGCCGUCUCUGAAGGAAGCCGCGUGUUUAUCGAUGCGCGUCGAGCUCACGGAGGCCGGCGAGACGAAGCGGUACGGCGAAGUGUUAGAGACGUGCUUCGAGGCCGUCGGGGCGCUCCGGCGCGAUUUGGACAAGGCGCAGACGGGCGCGCGACUGUGGAGCGAGCUCGCGGCGAUCGACCGGGCGACCUUCGAUUUUGCCAGCUCGAGGCGAAGCGCCUAUUCGAUCGUAUCUAGUUUGGCGCGGACGCUCCACGACGUCGACGGCGCGCACGUGUUGUGCGGCGGCCGGCCGGGCUUGUGCGGCGACGCGGACUGGUCGCCGCAGCGGUCGGCGCUGCUGAGCACCUUGGUUGCAUCGCUGGCGGACCCUUCGAAGAUCAUCGUGCACGUGGCGACGAAGGCCCCGUCCGUGGCAUUGGAGACGGAGCGCUGGUACGGCGUCCAGCACGGAUCGCGGCCGCUGACGCGGGCGGAGAUCGAGUCGUAUGGCGAGGCCGUGCGCCGCGGCGUAACAGCGACGGACCUCGGCGCGCCGGCUGGAAAUGCAUAUUUGCCCGACGCCGAGCGGCUCCGCCUGGCGCGGCCGGCGUGGCGCGACAGUGAAGACAAGGACGCGGCGCGGCGCGCCGCCUCGUCCGCGCCGCCGCGCCGCCGGACCCAGGGCCGGCUCGUGAGCUGGUGGAAGAAAGACGCGACGUUCGGGCAGCCUAAGGCCUACGCGCACUGCCGCGUCGCCUCCGAAGCGCUAGGGCGCGGCGGUGCGCGGGGCCGGGCCUGUGCUUUGCUGUGGGUCAACCUCGCGCUCGAGAACCUCGAAAAACCUUUGUAUGAUGCGACCUGCGCCGGCCUGAGCUACGACGUGUCGGACGCGUUCUUCGAGUCGGGUGUGGAUUUAUAUGUUGGCGGCCUCGCGGGCGGCGCAGUGUGGCGCUUGCUCGACGCCGUGUGUGAAGAGAUCGCGGCGCCGACGUGGGACGCGGCCGCGUUCGAACGCGUGCGCGACCGGCUCGUGCGGGCGCUUAGGAACGUCGACAAAGCGCGGGCCGACUCGCACUCGUCCCGCUGGCGGCGGGAGUUGUGUGACGAAGGCCGGCCGCCGGUGGGCGACGUCCGCGACGCCGUGGGUGCCGUCACCCUCGACGACGUCCGGUCUCACGCGUCGCGAGCGUUGGAGGGCUGCCGCGCGCUUUUACACGUCCACGGCGCCGUCGACGAGUCAGAUGUCGCGGCGGCCGAGGCCGUGGUCGAGGCGCGGUUCUUUGUAGAUGAUGUCCGAGGGUCGUGGCCCGCGCGGCGCCGCAUCGCGGCGCCGGCUGUGAACGAGCCCCUGCGGGUCGCGCGCUUCUCGCCGAACGCGAAGAACGACAAGGACUCUGCAGUUUUAAAGUGCUACGACCUCGGCCCGAAGAAGGACGUACGAACGCACGCGACGGCGUCUCUGUUAGUUCACGUGGCGAAGGAGCCCUUCUUCACGCAACUGCGCACGCGCGAGCAGCUCGGCUACCUCGUGUCGAUGUCGUAUUCCUCCGCUCGAGGCCGGCUCCUGCUAUUAUUGAGGGUGCAGUCGCAGCGCGUCUGCUCGGACGACGCGGCGGCGCGCGUCGAGGCCUUCCUGGACGCGUGGCGGCCCGACUUCGACGGGGUUGAAUUCGCGGCGGCGAAGGCCGCGCUCGCCAAGAAGUGGCGCGAGCCCGCGACCUCGAUGGCGAGCGAGGCGGCACAGGCGUGGGGCUGCUUGCUGGCGCCCGAUUCUGACGGCGCGCCGUCGUUCGACCGGCCCGAGCGCGUCGCGGCGGCCGUCGAGGCGCUGGGCCUCGCGGACGUGCGGCGCUUCUACGAGGAGCGCGUCCACGAAAAGCCGCGCCUCGUCGACGUCCGCGUCCGCGGGCGCGACGACGACCACGCCGGCGACGACGACGCGCCGGUCGUGCCCGGAUACUUCGACGCGCCGGCAAGGGCCGUUCAUGACUAGUCUCUCGUCGUCGUAGGGGUGUGUGUGGACUAAUUUCUAGCAUGUCGCAAGCUCACACAGGCGAAUUACGCGUCAGGCUCAGGCGUCCCUCACCCAUCAAAACGGGUUUUACAAUUUUUAUCUUUUUCACGGCUUUGGUUCGGACCUCGGCGCGAUGAAACUCGGCAGGGGAUUUUACUCGGGCUUCCAUGGCCUGCCGAAGGACCCCAUCCGGGCGCUGUAUUGGCUGCAGAAAGUCGUAGACGGUUGCAAGUUCAAGUGCCUGUCGGGUGAAAGUAUGGCCGACGCGGCGGAAAUGCUCCAGAUGCUGGACGAGCAGGCGAACGAACUAGAGGAAUAAAAAGACCAGUUCUAAA